Messenger RNA from Ochotona princeps (American pika), 4126 nucleotides. RefSeq names its product Gfo/Idh/MocA-like oxidoreductase domain containing 1 (gene GFOD1). The coding region runs from base 794 to 1966 and encodes 390 amino acids. The transcript has 2 exons. The record is from RefSeq and is a predicted model, not a curated record. Lineage: Eukaryota; Metazoa; Chordata; Mammalia; Lagomorpha; Ochotonidae. Gene Ontology annotation, molecular function: nucleotide binding.
GGCGCAGCGGCGGGGGCGGGGCAGGAACCGGGGCCGCUGACAGUCCAAGUCACCAACUCCGCCCUCCGCCCCGCGGGAACCCGGAGACCGAACCGGCCUGGGGCCGAGGCCGCGCGAGCAGCGCUGCGAAGCGAACAUGGCAGCAGAAUGAGGAGGCUGGCGCCGGGUUGGGGCCGCCGCCGCUGCCGUACAGUAGCUCGGGAUCCGCGCCUGGCUCACUGCGAGCCGCAUCCUUAGCUGGCCUCCUGGUGGCUGCUGUUUCGUUUCACUGGGAACCGAACGCGAGCGGCGCAGCGCAGAAAGGGGACCCUGGCGCCGAGUGGGUCCGUGCUCCCGGUAGGCUGUAGAAUCUCGUGUGUGCGACUCGCCGAUUGCUGAAACGACGCGGGAGACAGCCGGUGCCCGGCUGCGGCAGCACCGGCGCUGGGAUGAGACGGCAAUGGAGCGGUCUCCGUGGGGCUCAUGGAGCCGGCCCGUGCAGCAGCAGGAGCGCCGCCUGAACCAGAGCUCCGAGGGGCUUCGGAGCCUCCCUGCUACUGUCUCCGGGAAGGACGGGAGCCCCGCGUGGCGGACACUGCAGCAGUUCUCGUGCUAAGGCACCGGGAGGGAGCCAACUCCGCCUGCAGCUGGGUGCGCUUUGGACAGCCGGGCGCUUUGCCCGAUGCGCGACGGCUUGGCACGCCGGGGCGAGAUCGGCUGCGGGAGUCGGUGGCCGGACCAGCUGGGAGAGUGUGUGCGCGUGUGUUCCGCUGGAGAUCCGGGCCAAAGCACAUUUCGCAGCACCUGAGCAGCCAUGCUUCCCGGGGUGGGCGUGUUCGGAACCAGCCUCACGGCUCGUGUCAUCAUCCCGCUGCUUAAAGACGAGGGCUUCGCGGUGAAGGCGCUGUGGGGCCGCACGCAGGAAGAAGCGGAGGAGCUGGCUAAGGAGAUGAGUGUCCCCUUCUACACCAGCCGCAUCGACGAGGUGCUGCUGCACCAGGAUGUCGACCUGGUGUGCAUCAACCUACCUCCACCCCUCACCCGGCAGAUCGCCGUCAAAACCUUGGGCAUCGGCAAGAACGUCAUCUGUGACCGUACAGCGACACCAUUAGACGCCUUCCGCAUGAUGUCAGCUGCCCACUACUACCCUAAGCUCAUGAGCAUAAUGGGCAACGUGCUGCGCUUCCUGCCGGCCUUUGUGCGCAUGAAGCAGCUGCUGGAGGAGGGCUACGUGGGCGAGCUGCUGGUGUGUGAGGUGCAGGUGCACAGUGGCAGCCUCCUGGGCACCAAGUACAACUGGAGUUGCGACGAUCUGAUGGGCGGUGGUGGCCUGCAUUCGGUGGGCACCUACAUCAUCGACCUGCUUACCUUCCUCACAGGCCAGAAGGCGGUCAAGGUACAUGGGCUGCUGCGGACCUUUGUCAAGCAGACGGACCACAUCAAGGGCAUCCGUCAGAUCACUAGCGAUGACUUCUGCACCUUCCAGAUGGUGCUGGAGGGUGGCGUUUGUUGCACUGUCACCCUCAACUUCAACGUGCCGGGUGAGUUCAAGCAGCACGUGACGGUGGUAGGCUCAGCUGGGCGCCUGCUGGCCAUGGGCACCGACCUGUAUGGACAACGCAAUAGUGCCCCCGCCCAGGAGCUGUUGCUACAGGAUGCCACGCCCGUGAGCAACUCGCUGCUGCCUGAGAAGGCCUUCAGUGACAUCCCGUCGCCCUACCUGCGAGGCACCAUCAAGAUGAUGCAGGCUGUGCGCCAGGCCUUUCAGGACCAGGCUGACAGGCGCACGUGGGAUGGCCGGCCGCUCACCAUGGCUGCCACCUUCGAUGACUGCCUCUAUGCCCUGUGUGUGGUGGACACCAUCAAGCGAUCGAGCCAGACCGGGGAGUGGCAGAACAUUGCUGUCAUGACUGAGGAGCCUGAUCUGAGCCCUGCCUACCUGAUCAGCGAGGCCAUGCGCCGCAGCCGGAUGUCCCUUUAUUGCUGAUGCCGGCUGGGGAGGGCCUGGGACCUUCUGCAUGGGGUGCCCAGAGAAGGGGGUGAUGGCAGGAAUGUGUGGGGAAGGCAAGCUGAGGCUUUUGGCUUGGGAGUGCAGCAGGGUGGGGUUGCACAGCUGUGCACACCCUACAGGUAGGUUAGCUGCUUCUGCUGCCCUUUACUGUGAGAAGCAAGGAGGGUAUGCUUCCCUCCCUACCUCAUCCACCCACACACAGUGGGACAAACUCUGCAAGGUCAAGGCACUAGAUCAGAUGGCACUUAGUGGGAGCUGGGUUAGCCACCACUCCCCUGUGCAAGCCUGCCCAUCUGGGAAGAGGUGGAGGAGGGGGCAAGCUACCUAUACAGCUGUCUUUAAGUCUGAGAAGGGAAAAGUGCCGAGCAGCAAAGGGUACAGGUCUCAUGAUAGAUUGGGUCUCUGCUAAGGAAGCCCUGCUUCAAUGACCCGCCACCUCUCCUCUGGAAUGGGUCUGGGAGUAUGAGCAAGGUUCAGAAGCUCAAAGGUGUCAGCAAGCAUGGGCUGUGUGACAACAGGUGGGACAGAGACUAAGCUAGCCUCUGAGCUUGUUAGCAGUGGGCACCUGCAAGGAACCCCCUUAACCACCCAAUACGCAGGGUGGGUGGAACUGGGUGCAGAGGCAUUUGCUGUGGAAGCUUGGAGGCGACUCUGGGCCACAGCCAGGAGGCUACCAGGUUGGGAACAGUCCCAUGCAUCAGUACUACAGAGUAAACAGAGAGACCAGAGGCAGGAUGGUCUAGCCCUCAGUACUGGUGUUGUUCACUAACUAACCCAUCUUCUCUUAACUACGCUGGGGGACUCUGAGGAGACAUACCCAUCUGUGUGGAUUUAAAAGGGAAACCUUCUGUUGCACUUGACAGAAUCCUCUUUCAUGGAGAGAGAGACAGACAAAUACUUUUUUUUUUCUUAGGUUGGCCUUUGCUUUCAGGGUUCUGGUGCCUGCACAUUUGUGAAUAGAUAUUAAAACUGAAGGAUAACCAUGAAUGUGACUUUUCAGUGUGUCCAAAGCAAGAGUACAUUUAGGAUUGAGGAGGCAGAUGGUAGACAACAAUUCUGUUUGGUUUUCCUGUCUCGCUUGUCUUUUCACCCUCUAUUUACAGAGCUUUCAUUAUGGAUGGGGAAAUAGAAGGCCAGGGCAGUCAAAGGCAGAUGGCAAAACACACAUACACACACUCGGGUCUUGUGGUCCAGUAUCCCUAAAAGCAUUCUCCAAAAACAUGGGACUUAAAAACACGAGUCAGGUCCAUUUUGAGAAUGAAGAGUGAUCCUUUUGUUAUCCGGUACAGUGUAACUCCUGUGUCUGUCUGCAUGGUUUUCGGUCACAGGCAGGCAGCUGCAAAUCGGACUUCUCUCCAUGUAGAACUAGAGGGAAUCAGAUAUCUGGAGUCCCCUGUCCCCCAGCCUCACAGCAGUGACAUCUGAGAACAAAAUAUCCCACCAAUCAUAUCCUCCUCCCUUUGACUACCCAGAGGUGUGUCCGACACAUACCUCGACUGCUGGGUAUGUGUCUCUAGCAGAGAGGAGUAAGUGUCACCUUCCUGGGAGGAACCAUGCCUCGCACUGUGUCCUGCCUGUCCGCCCGUCACAUGGGAGGGCCUGAGAGCUGAAACUCUUUGACCUGUUCCUGUCCCUCACUUGGUGGCAGACAUCACGUUCAGUGUCCCAGCAUUGCCACUGCUGCUUCCACACAGGGAGCUCAAUGGGGUGGAAGGCUCCAAGCCCUGGAUAGGAAGUCCUGUCCUGUGCCCUUGCGGUUCUUUUUCUCCCAGGUUAUCCUCUGCAGAAGUGGUUUCUGUGAAAAGUGAGUGGAAAGAAUGGUUGUUUUCUACUAGCUAGCCUUCAUGACUGUAAUUAAGGUCAAGGAGGCUUAUUUUUCUGAGUCAAUUAAAACACAAAUGAGGAUAUUUUUCUGUACUUUUAGCCACACUACUUUGGAGGAUUUUUCUCCCCCAGGCAAAUGCCGCUCAGUGCAGUGAUAAAUAUGCACCGUGUAAAACAAACAUUCUCAUGUGGGACUAGGUUAGACAGAAAGGGGAUAGAUUUCUGUGAGAAGCAUGAGACAUUUUAAUAUGUGUAUUAAACUCUUAGCUGCUGACAUGCAUGUGGUAAAUAGAUGUAGGAAUAUAAGAACAG